UUUUUAUUAGCGACAAAAAUACAGGAGGAAGAGCGAGGGCGGCGCACCGGCUGCGAGGAAGACGAUCGAGAGAAAGUGUGUGCGUGCGUGUGUGUGUGGGCGGCGGCGGCGGCUGAUGGGAAGCGUGGCGAUGGACUCCGACUACGGCGUGCCGCGCGAGCUGUCCGCGCUGCAGAAGGCCCGCGCGCUCUACCGCCCCGGCCUCCCGCCCUGCCUCCAGUGCACAGCGACAACGGAUAAGAGCAAUCUGAGGGUAGAGCCGGGCACCACGGUGAGGGUGGAGUACGGCGACGCGGCUGUCGCGGCCGACGUGGCAGGCGCGCACGUCAUCAGCCACGCCUUCCCGCACACAUACGGCCAGCCGCUGGCUCAUUUCCUCAGGAAGACUUCUGUUGUGCCUGAUGCUACCGUCAUAAGAGAGCAUCCAGUCGUCAGGGUUGGUAUUGUCUUCAGUGGGAGGCAGUCCCCAGGUGGGCACAAUGUUAUAUGGGGACUCCAUGAUGCUAUAAAGGCUCACAACCCAAACAGCAAGCUUAUUGGUUUUCUUGGAGGCACUGAUGGAUUGUUUGCACAGAAAACUUUGGAAAUUACCGAUGAGGUUCUUUCCUCUUAUAAAAAUCAAGGUGGUUAUGAUAUGCUUGGACGGACAAGGGAUCAAAUCAGAACGACUGAACAAGUGAAUGCUGCAAUGACUGCUUGCCAGGACUUGAAGUUGGAUGCUCUUGUAAUAAUUGGCGGUGUUACAUCCAACACGGAUGCUGCUCAGCUUUCUGAGACUUUUGCUGAGUCAAAGUGUUCAACAAAGGUAGUUGGUGUUCCUGUAACUCUGAAUGGGGACCUUAAGAACCAGUUUGUGGAGACAACUGUUGGUUUUGAUACCAUCUGUAAGGUGAACUCACAGCUUAUAAGCAAUGUUUGCACUGAUGCUCUUUCUGCUGAGAAGUAUUACUACUUUGUUCGGCUGAUGGGGCGCAAAGCAUCUCAUGUGGCAUUGGAAUGUGCUCUUCAAUCUCAUCCAAAUAUGGUUAUACUAGGAGAGGAGGUUGCUGCAUCAAAACUCACCAUUUUUGACAUCACCAAACAGAUAUGUGACGCAGUCCAGGCAAGGGCUCAAAAAGACAAAUAUCAUGGUGUUGUACUUAUUCCUGAGGGCCUUGUUGAAAGUAUCCCUGAAUUAUAUGCUUUGCUUCAGGAAAUUCAUGGGCUACAUGGUAAAGGUGUUUCUGUUGAGAACAUCUCUUCUCAUCUUUCUCCUUGGGCUUCUGCGUUGUUUGAAUUUUUACCUCCAUUUAUUAGGAAACAGCUACUUCUUCAUCCUGAAUCCGAUGACUCUGCUCAACUUUCUCAGAUUGAAACUGAGAAACUUCUAGCCCAAUUAGUUGAAACAGAAAUGAACAAACGCCUGAAGGAAGGCACUUAUAAAGGAAAGAAGUUCAAUGCAAUUUGCCACUUUUUUGGCUACCAAGCCAGAGGUGCCCUACCCUCAAAGUUCGACUGUGAUUAUGCCUAUGUUCUCGGGCAUGUAUGCUAUCACAUCUUAGCUGCUGGCUUGAAUGGCUAUAUGGCCACUGUGACAAAUCUUAAGAGUCCUGUGAACAAGUGGAAAUGUGGCGCUGCUCCUAUUACUUCCAUGAUGACCGUAAAGCGAUGGUCGCGUGGCCCAGCUGCCAGUCAAAUUGGGAAGCCUGCUGUUCACAUGGCGAGUGUUGACCUAAAAGGAAAACCAUAUGAGUUGUUGAGACAAAACUCUUCCAAUUUCUUGAUGGAAGACAUCUACAGAAACCCUGGUCCAUUGCAGUUUGAGGGGCCUGGUGGAGAGACAAAGCCGAUUUCACUGUGUGUCGAAGAUCGAGACUACAUGGGGAGGAUCAAGCAAUUGCAGGAGUAUUUGGAGAAGGUCAAAAGUAUUGUGAAGCCUGGGUGCUCCCAGGAUGUCCUGAAAGCAGCGUUAAGUGCAAUGGCCUCUGUCACCGAGAUGCUGACCAUCAUGUCUUCCCCCUCUUUCAGUGGCCAGGCAACCAUCUGAGAGCCAGUGAAGCCAGUCAGUCAUAUUCUGGUAUCUCAUUGUUUUGAGUGUUUCUAUUUUUGGACCUCUGAAUUUUAAGUGUGAUAGAGUUGAUUGAGAAUGAUGAGAUAGAGAACGGCAAUAAUUUCUCGAACAGGUCACUGCAUUUGCAAGAGUAUUUGCUGCAUGGGUUGAGUUCAACACAUAUUGGCGGCACUAUUUAUGAAAUGUGGAGUUAGAACCUCAAAUUUCGGCGGGGGUCAAUUGCUAUCACGUGAGCUAAGAGAUUGAAUUUCGGAGUGGUCAUAGCUAUCUUCUUCUUUUUCCUUUGCGGCAGGUUGUUCAUGGGCAGCGAAUGAAUUCUGCCUAAACUCAGGAGUUCCUGGUUCCUGUGAAAUAGAAAUAGAUAAAUUUGAUGAUUUGGCACUUUCUUCGUUGACCAAUUAUUUAUGUUAAAACUUACGAGCAUGACACAUGGAACCAUCUAGAGUCAAUGAC
Molecule: messenger RNA, 2503 nt
Organism: Oryza brachyantha (malo sina)
Lineage: Eukaryota; Viridiplantae; Streptophyta; Magnoliopsida; Poales; Poaceae
Product: pyrophosphate--fructose 6-phosphate 1-phosphotransferase subunit alpha-like
Exons: 19
Coding region: 116-2026 (636 amino acids)
Biological process (GO): fructose 6-phosphate metabolic process; photosynthesis; response to glucose
Cellular component (GO): cytosol
Molecular function (GO): ATP binding; 6-phosphofructokinase activity; diphosphate-fructose-6-phosphate 1-phosphotransferase activity
Source: RefSeq, a predicted model, not a curated record